AUGUCGGCGUCGUCUUCGAGCGGCGGUGGCAACCCGCCACAUGGCCAAAACCAGUCAACAGGAAAAACCAAAAAACUCAAUGCCAGACUACAUAAUACCGAUCAAGAUUGGUCCAUAGCGACCAACAAGAAAGCAUCUCAACGUAAUAAGGUACCAACACCAAAUAGUCCUAUAUCCCCCACGUUACAGCAAAUCUAUAACAAUCAACCUGUUCUAAAUAUGCCCAGCCAAACAUUUAAAUACGAUAACACCUUAUCUAAUUCUAUUAAUGAGUCGUCCGGCGAGCAUAUGAAUAUAGAUUCCUCUACAACCGAUCACGCAACUGCUUCCGUUACUGAUAACACUACAAAUACCGCCAUUAUCUCACGCACAAAUAUAACCGAUAAUCAUGCAAUUAUUAUCGACUCUACUUCGAUCGCAGACAAGUCGUCUACAUAUUCUAUCGAUAAUCAACCUACGUUUUCAAAUGAUAAUAUCAAAUCACCGUUACGUCUUUUUUCACAUGACUACGCUGGUCCUGUUAUUAUUCUAGUCGAAUGUGUUGACCCAAGUAAAAAUCUUGGUAAUUGGCAUCCUCUCAAGGCUGCAAAAUUUUUCUCCUCUAACUUCAAAGGCAUUACCAACAUUAAGCCCGCCAGCUUAAAUAAAAUCAAAAUAACGUUCAACUCCGUAGUUAAUGGCAACAUUUGUUUAAAUUCUAACAUUUUGAGCAAUAACGGUUUUACGGCUAUUAUUCCUUCUACGCUCAUAUAUUCAUUCGGAAUUAUCAAAUUAGAUAAUACAUUCUCUGAAGAUGACUUCCGUGAUGGUCUUCAGUCUUCUGUACCAGUAGAAGCGUUUAAACGCAUAUCAAUAAAAAAAGACGGUACCAUAAUUCAAACACGUAUUGUCGAACUCAAAUUUUUAGCUCCGAAAAUUCCAAGCCACAUCUCAAUAUAUAAUAUGCUCUACGACGUCCAACCCAGUAUAAGGUCUCCAGUUCAGUGCAAUCGUUGCCUCCGUUUUGGCCACUCUCAAAAAUUCUGCCGCAGCAAACCGAGAUGUAGUUGUUGCGGCAGCGAUGACCACUCCUUCGAUGCUUGCCCGUCAGCCCAUACUACGAACCCGAAUUGUAUUUUUUGUAAUCUUCCUCAUCUCACCACCGACCAUAGUUGCCGUGAAUGGUUAUUUCAAAAGGAAAUUAAGAAAAUCAUGGCAACCGAAAAUUUAUCAUAUCGCGAAGCUCUAGAUUUUAAGAAAAACAAAUUUCACACCUCCGCUUUUAAAUAUUUGGAUAUUGUAAAUAGUCAGUCUAUUUCAGCCGUAAAUACAUCUGUCCCGUCUUCCUUUACUAAUGAUGACUUUCCUAAUCUAAAUUCUAGUCAUCAUAUUUUUAACUCUAAAAAGAAAAAAAUCAAAUCACACCCCUCCUCCCACCAAAAACAUUUUUCUCUUCCUCACGAAUCUCUAUCACCUCUACCUGGUAGCUACCUUAAUACCUAUGAUCAAAAUUCGCAACCACUUGAACAAAGUCCUAACGAUUUUUCUUGGGUCCAUCCACUUUCUCUUAAAUUAUCCGAAUCCCUGAUUAACUCCCCUAGUUUACUAACUCCCUUCACCUCCACAACUCUUCAGAACUUAAUUGAAUCAUCGAUACAUUCUCUACUCUCUCUUCCUAAAUUUAACAUCACUCAAUAA
This is a messenger RNA of Sipha flava (yellow sugarcane aphid), 1677 nucleotides long. RefSeq lists its product as uncharacterized. Bases 1 to 1677 code for a protein of 558 amino acids. The record is from RefSeq and is a predicted model, not a curated record. NCBI's taxonomy places the organism in Eukaryota, Metazoa, Arthropoda, Insecta, Hemiptera, Aphididae. The transcript has a single exon.